GCCCAAGAGUAGUGUGGAGGCGCUGCCGCCGGUCACACGCAGGACGUACUAUGUCACAGCGGGCGCAGGGGAGCUCACUGAGGGCUCCAGGUGAAAACUGAGGAAUGUUACUAGGGAGCAGCGGGGGGAACUAACCCGUCCCGGAACACCAUGGAGGGGGAGCAGGCAGAAGCCAGCAGUCCGGAGCCCCAAGCUGGGGGCAUAGUGUCUGACGCCUUCUCCAAUCUCUGGACAGAGGUGAUGGGAAUGCUGGAUGGUUCACUGGGAAACAUUGACGACCUCGCAGAACAGUACGCCGACUACUACAACACCUGCUUUACAGACGUGUGCGAGAGGAUGGAGGAGUUGCGCAAGCGCCAGGUUUCUCAGGAUCUUGAUGAGGAGAAAUCUGAUGCUGGCUCCACAUCAUUACAGCUGCCAUCCCCCCAAAGUGAAGAUUCCAUUGGAUUCAGUAGUACAUUAUCUACACCAGAGACGGAAAGAAAGCUUUCUCUUCAUAAAUCAAGCUCUGAAGAAGGCUCUGUAGGUAAAGUGGACUGGAAGAAGAAAAAUAAGUAUUUUUGGCAAAAUUUCCGGAAAAGUCAAAAAGGAAUAAUGAGACAAACUUCAAAAGGGGAGGAUGUUGGAUAUGUGGCCAGUGAGAUCACAAUGAGUGAUGAAGAACGGAUUCAGCUUAUGAUGAUGGUGAAGGAAAAAAUGAUCACUAUUGAGGAAGCGCUGGCAAGGCUGAAGGAGUAUGAGUCGCAGAAUAAGACACAAGGGUCCCAAGAUUCAGCAGAUUGGGCUGAUGGGUCAUAUCCACCCUGUGACGAGUCUUCCAAUUGUAAUUCAAGAGAACAGUCUGAAGACGAGUCAGAGGAAUCGGUCAAAUUUAAGAGGCUGCACAAGCUUGUGAACUCUACACGGAGAGUGAGAAAGAAACUUAUAAGAGCUGAAGAAAUGAAGAAACCCAAUCCAGAAGGUCUAGAAGAUGCAGUUCACAGCACUCCUGUUGUUGAUGAUAAAUCAGCACUUUAUUCGGGGGUCCAUAAGAAACCACAGUGUAGAGAUAAAUCACUAGAGAAAAUACAUCAAGAAGAUUGUCCACUUUCUGUGUCUCCUUCAUCUGGAAGCUUUGACACAAUGAAUGUUAAUAGAAAACUAGUAAAGACACUGAGCAAAACAGAAGGUCGGGGUCUUAUCAAGCCACCCAAGAAAAUUGGAACUUUUUUUUCAUAUCCCGAAGAUGAAAAAUCCCAAAAGGUUUCCCGUUCUAUGACAGAACGAGAAUUAAGGAAAAGCCUUGGCUCCUUAAGCCAUGGGGUAAGUACAGAAAGUGUUUGCUUUUAUGAUAGAAACAGGCACAAACAUCACCUUUUGGUUUCUCUGGAGGAGGUGCAAAAUAUCAGGAAGCAGAUAAGAUUGAAGAAGCUUGAUUCUAAUUACUCGUGCGCUAGAGCUUUUCUCAGCCAGCGACCAGCUAGGAAAGCAACAUCUUCUCCAGUCUGUGACCAGCAAAUAUUCCGCCAGCGGACUAAAGGAGGCAGCAGUGUCUUCGCAAACAGAAGGCCAAGGGGCCGCACGGUCAGCGAGUUCAACAUAACCUAUGUCGUUGAGAGGAGUUUAUACAGUCAUUUGAACUUAACUCACCUUGUUCGACCUGUCAGUGACAGAACCCUUAGCAAGGCUGAGAAGCGGUGUCUACUAGAAGAAGAGGAAGAGGCGGAAAGAAAAUGGGCUGCCACUGUGGACCGCUGUACUAAACGGGUUCUCUUAAGAAUCCAUCAAAAGUCUAGGACCUGCAGCUUUGGUGGGUUUGACUUAAACAAUCGCUUACUACAUGUUGGAAAUAACACGGAUUCUCUGGAGAAAGAUGGAGAGUUUAUAUACAAAGAAGUCAUCAAAUCCCCCCCCACACCAAGGAUUUCACUUGGUAAAAAAGUCAGGUCUGUCAAGGAAACCAUGAGGAAGAGGAUGUCCAAGAAAUACACAAGUUCUGUGUCAGAGCAGGACUCCAGCAUAGACGGGAUCCCUGGUUCACCCGAAUCUCCUCUGCCCCCCUCAAGCACACUUGAAAAACCAAAGCUGAAAGCAGGAGGCUCGGUAGAAAGCCUUCGAAGCUCCCUGAGUGGUCAGAGCUCAAUGAGUGGUCAAACUGUAAGCACAACUGACUCAUCAGCAAGCAACAGAGAGAGCGUCAAGUCUGAAGACGGUGAUGAUGAAGAGCUGCCAUAUAGAGGUCCCUUCUGUGGCAGAGCGAGAGUGCACACGGACUUCACCCCCAGCCCUUACGAUUCAGAUUCCCUCAAACUUAAGAAAGGAGACAUCAUUGAAAUUAUAAGCAAGCCUCCAAUGGGCACAUGGAUGGGCCUCUUAAACAAUAAAGUAGGCACUUUCAAGUUCAUCUAUGUGGAUGUAAUCAAUGAAAUUGAAGAAAAGCCUAAGCGUCCAACAAGAAGGCGUCGCAAGGGAAGACCACCAAAGCCCAAGUCUGUAGAGGAGCUCUUAGACCGCAUCAAUCUGAAGGAGCACAUGCCAACCUUUCUUUUUAAUGGCUACGAAGAUUUAGACACUUUUAAAUUGUUAGAAGAGGAAGAUUUGGAUGAACUGAAUAUACAAAAUCCAGAACACAAAGCAGUCCUGCUAACAGCUAUUGAACUCUUACAGGAAUAUGACAGUAACAGUGAUCAUUCCGGAUCUCAGGAAAAACUACUCACAGAGGGAGAAAGUAGAAGUGGAUGUUCUCCCCGGGACUCUGGCUGCUACGAGAGCAGUGAAAACAUAGAGCAUGGUAAAAGUCAAGUGACCUCCCCAAUCACACCAGAGUCUUCCUCUACUCAGCUCAUAAUCUAUCCACACCUAAAUCUGAACAUGAGCAGAGAUAACACAUAUGGAGACAGCCAAAAGGUUGGACAAGACCACAUCUAUGCUACCUGUGCAAAGCUAGCUGGAGUUACAGGCUCCAAGAAGAACCGCAGAAGUUUGCCUGUUGCUGUAUGUGAGCUGGAUGGGAGCAAAUCUCUCAAGAUGUGGCCAAGAUCACACUCUAUGGACAGUCUUCAACAAGAAGGAAAUAAUAAAACUUUAAGUGUUUUUUCACCAGAUGAAGGGAAAGAAUCUCCUGAGGGUUUCAUUGAGGAGGAAACUGCAGAUAUAAAUGACAGAAUAUCUUGUAAUGUGGAUACAGUGACCAAGGAGCACACUAAUCCUGUUCAAAGCACAAGAACAUUACAUUUGCAAAGUAAUAGAAAAGACCAUAUAGCUCAAAGUUCUAUUUACUUUCCCCAAGAAUCUAUGGACAAGACACCCAUUUCUUCUUCAGAAACCAGGAUACCAGCAAAAAACCCUUCACAACCUCCUCCAGUCCCUGCCAAAAAAUGUAGAGAACGGUUUGCGAAUGGACUGUUUCACCUUCCUCUCAGUGCCACUUCAUCAAAUGCAGACGAAUCUUCUCUUCCUGUUACUAAAUCAGGACAGUUAAGCCAAAAUACCAUUUCUAUACCUACACAAGAGUGCACUACACCAACAUCUCCCCGGCCUCCUUGGCUUCUUAAUUCCACAGAUGCUGUGAAUGUUCCACAGCAUGCAGUGAAACUGGGCCCGGUGGCUGCAAGAAAAAUUUCUUGUCGAGGAAUGGAUCAGGAAGUAGUGAUCGAAAACAAGUUAUUAGCUGAGGAAAUUGACCUUACAGAGGAACCAUAUUCUGAUAAGCAUGGUCGCUGUGGUAUCCCAGAAGCCUUAAUUGAACGAUAUGCUGAAGACUUGGGUCAAUUAGUAAAAGAUGUAGCAGCCUGCAUGGACGAGAUCCGUGUUGGACAUCUAAGGAAACAGCAUCGCAUGGCGAUACCAAGUGGAGGACUCACAGAGAUCUGCAGGAAGCCUAUAUCUCCUGGACAUAUUUCAUCAGUUUCUGAUUGGCUUAUUUCCAUUGGCUUCCCUAUGUAUACCCAGCCUCUCAUGGAUGCAGGCUGCACCACAUUAAGUCAAGUGCCUGCCCUCUCACAGACUCACUUACAAAGAGCUGGAAUAAAGGAGGAGAGACAUAUAAAUAAACUUCUUGGUGCAGCGAGACUUAUAAAAUCUGUAAUACCAGAGGCUGUUUAAGCUCUGGCCUAGAGCAGCUGGAGAUCUGAUAUACCUUGCCACCCAUGCACAGUGUGCAGACAAAUGUUGGUUUUAAGAAAUGGUUUAUUGGCCUGGCAUGUUUAACUGUAAAAGGCAAAUCAUACAUGAUGGACCUUCAAAGACACUGAACAUUUUUUUGGGGUAACUCAAAUGUGCAUUAUUAGGUGGGACUACCAGACCCUCAAAACAUUGGAUAAAAAAAGGUGCUGUGUGGCGUUUUCAAGUAUUUCCAUGGCAUCAGGCACAAGAACAUAACCUACAGUAGGCCAAUGUAUUCCAAUGAAUAAAUGGUGACCACAUUUAUAUUAACUAAUUUAAUCCUGCUUUUUCCCUAAUAAUGGGAAAGGAGUCAUUUUCUGAAACUAACCUAUAGUAACACAUUUAUUUUGCCUUAAAUACAUUUUCAUAUCAUUUUGUGUCAGUUAUGUCCAUGUAUAUAGCCUGUAAGAUUGUUACAAUCAUGUUUUCAAAUGUGAUUUCCAGCCAAAAUAUAAAAUUGUGGUAUACUAUUCAUUUAGAAGGUAAAGCUCCAUAAUUUGUAUUGUGGAAAUUCAUUUAAAUGGUGUAGUAGGUAGCUGCACACGACCCUACACUUUGAUUCAGAUGCCCAUAAAAAUAUAAAUUACACAAAUUUUCAAUUAUCUCUGUCUAUGGUUUUAUUAAGGAAAGUUGGAGAAUUUAAAAUGUGUACUGUCUGAAAACAUGUCAUUGAACCUUUAGCUAGAGUCGUAUUUACAUAGUUGGCUAAUUGCUGCCCUUAUAGCUAAGGUGUAACUUAAAGGGGAUUAUACUCCUAUGGAUAGGGGAUAACUUGUGGAUUGGUGGGGAUCCAACAGCUGAGAUCCCCACCCAUCACCAGAAAAUUAUCUUCUUAGCUGUUGAUAGGGGAUAAAUUGCUUUGAUGGGAAAACCCUUUUAAGGGCCCAUGCAUACGGCAGAAUUUCUGAACAGAAUCCAACAGAAAAAUUAUUUUCCAAAAUCCUGUAGCAGCCACUUUCUACUGUUUUCAAUGGGAUUCUGCUGCUGCGUUCACAUGGCAGAAUUUCUGUUGCACAAACAUCUGCAGCGGGAAUUAAAAUCCUGGAUACAUUCUUUCUGCAGAAUUUGUUUGGAAAUGAGGGCCUGGCACCAACUGAUCAAGUGCUUGCCACGCAUGGAAUGUCAGCCUGUAAUUUUUCUGGGCAGAUAUUCCACCUUGUGAAAGGGCCGUCAAGUGUCUUCAUUUUAAUGCAAAAUCUGUAAAGGCCUUGCCCCUAGAAACUAGAAUUAAGACUGCUAGUGCUUUCUUAUGUGACAGAGAUCCCUUUGCACCUCCUCAGGCAGUAGGGCAAUUCUUCAAGUUAUACUAUUUAGUAGGCAUUUGCAGAUAAGCACUACUAUAUAUUUGCACUGUAAAUGAAAAAAUUGCCUACAUCUUAAAAACAUGGAGUGGGUGUCCAUCCUUUAAACACUUUACGUAUAAUGCUUCAUUGCAACAUUUACAUAAAAAAAUGCUUGUUAAUGGAAGAAUAUUGCAUGCACUGUGUGCAUUAAAUCUAUAGUUUCCCUAUACACAAAGUAGCAUCCAUGAAUACACCCAAACACAUAUACAAUAGUUUACAUAAAUAAGUCCUUCACAGUACUCUUAAUAAGUGAGGGUCUUAUCAGCACAAGCCGUUGAUGCCCUGGUUUGUGAGCCCUUGAGUAAAAAAAAAAAAGGAACCAUUCAGGUUAUAGGGUUGCGACCCUUCACAGCCUUAAAAUCGUACAGUCAUAGCCGUAAAUGUUUGGACCCCUGAAAUUUUUCAAGAAAAUGUAAGUAUUUCUCACAGAAAAGGAUUGCAGUAACACAUGUUUUGCUAUACGUCGACAUUUAAAUGAAAUGAAACGCUAUGGCAGGAGACCCAGGAAGACGCCACUGCUGACACAGAGACAUAAAAAAGCAAGACUACAUUUUGCCAAAAUGAACUUGAGUAAGCCAAAAUCCUCCUGGGAAAACGUCAUUCUGCUGUUCACAUCAUUCUGCUGUUUACCAAAAACGGAAUGAGGCCUACAAAGAAAAGAGCACAGUACCUAAAGUGAAAUAUGGUGGAGGUUCAAUGAUGUUUUCUGGGUUGUUUUGCUGCCUCUGGAACUGGGUGCCUUGAAUGUGUUCAAGGCAUCAUGAAAUCUGAGGAUUACCAACGGAUUUUGGGUCACACUGUACAGCUGGGUUUGCGUCCGAGAUCUUGGGUCUUCUAGCAGGACAAUGACCCCAAACAUACGUCAAAAAGCACCAAGAAAUGGAUGGCAACAAAGCGCUGGAAAGUUCUGAAGCAAUGAGUCCAGAUCUAAUUCCCAUUGAACACCUGUGGAGGGAUCUUAAAAUUGCUGUUGGGAAAAGGCGCCCUUCCAAUAAGAGAGACCUGGAGCAGUUUGCAAAGGAAGAGUGGUCAAACUUUCCGGCUGAGAGGUGUAAGAAGCUUAUUGAUGGUUAUAGGAAGCGACUGAUUUCAGUUAUUUUUUCCAAAAGGGUGUGCAACCAAAUAUUAAGUUAAGGGUGCCAAUAAUUUUAUCCAGCCCAUUUUUGGAGUUUGGUGUCACAUUAUGUCCAAUUUGCUUUUUUCCUCCCUUUUUUGGUUUAGUUCCAAUACACACAAAGGGAAUAAACAUGUGUAUAGCAAAAUAUGUUUUACUGCAACCCUUUUCUGUGAGAAAUACUUAAUUUUCUUGAAAAAUUUCAGGGGUGCAACAUUUACGGCCAUGACUGGCAUAUUAAUAUGUUAUAUUAAAAUCUAAACCCAUAAUUUGAUGAAUAUAAUUUGCAUAUGGGGGGCCACUUUUCAACAUUCCAUAAAAUGUAACAUUCUUUAAAAUGGAACCAAAAUAGUGAUCCGCUGUUUGCUCCAAGUCCUGAUCCCAGCACCCUCGGCGAACAGCCAAUUUUGCCAAAUAUGCUAUGGCAGGGUAAUUGUAGUAUUACAAGGUGGCAAUUAAGUUGGGUAUGAGCAUGAGAUGAAUUUAAGUAAAGGACAUUUUAAGUCUUCUGGUUCAUAGUGAGGGUCCUGAACAGGGGACAACCUUUUAAAGAAAAUGACCAAAUAAAAAUAAGACGUUUUGAAUGUACAGAUAAGUGCCCAGUAGUAUAGAUCAUUUACCUCCUAUAAAACCAGUCUGUCUGCAGAUCAACUUUCCAUUGGGUAUACUAAUCCUCCUACAGAUAUCAAUUAAAUCUUGGUUACUUUUCCACAGGUCACUUUCCCCUGAGCAUGUUUUACAUCCGUAUAAUAUUUCUUUUUUGCAGACUGAAAACUGUAACUAAUGGUAAUCUCUUUAAAAUAAAACACAGCCUGUGCUUUUCCCCACUUUGUGGUGGGAAAACACCCUUUGAAGAGUAGAGGGAUUAAAAUAUAGUUGCAUCCAUUUUUGAUCCAUAUUACAGACAUAUACCCAUACACUGGGUUAAUAUUAGCAUAAUAUGAACACCUAUUUGCGUCCGUAUUACAGCUACGAGUUCUGACCCACCGGUGGCUGUCAUAACCCACAAUCAGGCCAGAACUUGUAGCCAUAAUACUGAAGCAAAAAUGUCAAUCGGCACUUAUUUUAAGAGCCCCUAGACAGACCAAUAGCAGCCAAAAUGUUCACUGCUUCAUUUUGAUGGCCAUUCACUUUCAUCAUUUUUUGCAGAACAAUCUGCAUUUCCAUGUAGAGAUAAACUGCCACAGAAUGCUGCAUGCAUAAUCCCGACAAUCAUCCGUCGAAUUAACGAAAUAAAAGAAAUCGAAAGCCCAAUGAAACAGAACGUUAUGCUUUGUGACCAAAAUAUGUGGCACAUUAAGGGGCCGAUCAUAGGGGACAGUUAAAGCAUUACAGAUCUAGACCAUGUUCAGUUGGUAUUUAGUGUUUGUCUUCAUCUGCAUUAUUAUUGACAUGUUAAUGUUGAGACCCUUACACACAUCCCUUGCGGUACUUUUAUGAAAACUUUUGGUGCAAAAGAAACAACCGAGAUAGUGUUAGUGCUAGCAAACUAGCCUUGACACUAGGGCAAUACCAUUCUGAAAAUAAACACACCUUUCUAGUUGAUAUGGACAACAAAUUUGUAAUUUGCAUCCGUUCUUAUAAAAAUUCCCCUUGGAGUGUAGAAUAGUAGCAGAAGAUAGGGGGAGAUUUAUCAAAACCUGUCCAGAGGAAAAGUUGCUGAGUUGCCCAUAGCAACCAAUCAGAUUGCUUUUUUUAUUUUUGAAAAGGCCUUUGAAAAACUCAGCACCGUUUCCUCUAGACAGGUUUUGAUAAAUCUCCCCCAUAGUGUUCAGUAGACUUCAGCCUCUAGGCCUUUGCAUUAGUGUAAGUGCAGUUUGCACACGACUUGUGUAUAAAAUAUAUAUAUUCACUUUGGUUGUGUUUCUUUUAUUAAUAAUAAUUCUUUCUAUAUACGGCCAACAUAAAGGCGGCAGCCGACAAUUAGAUUUCAUCCACUUUUUUUUAUACUACUGAAUUCCUGGAAGUUCUACCGUAAGUUCCAUAUACAACACUUUCUAACACUUUUCUCUAUUAACCAGUAUCACACACCAGAAAUCAUCUUCCAGUCGCCAAUCCUUCAGUGUUCUAUCUGUAAAAGAUCAUUUGUAUAUGCAAAAUGUUACUGAACUCUUAAUAUCCAUGAAUUAUUUUAGAAAAAAAAAAAGCUAUAUUCUUUACUGUACAGUGCAUUUCAGUUGUGAGCUAUUUACAGAGAUUUAUUUUAUUCCAAGUGUAUAAUUGUAUAAAUAAUAUAGCAUUUUCAACAUAUUUUAAGUAUUAAUACAGAAAUCUAAUACCUGUUCAGAAGACCAAUUAACUGUGUAAUAUUAGAGUGCUGUGGAUCUUGCCAUAUAACACAAACCACCAAGGAUGACUAGCCAAUAUUUCAGUGAGGGGGGUAGAAAAAGGGUUUUAAAGAAAAUUUGUGUAAUACAGACCCUCGUAGUAAAAACAUGUUGUUAAAAACAUUUUCAAAAAAGCUGUUAACAUUCAUUUCCGAAUUAUGCACAUAGCUCUAGCCUCAAAAAACAAUUCAACAUGGGCAUGUGCAUGUUCUGAACAAAUAGCCAAUCGUAUAAAGAUUUGAUAUGGCCGUCACAUAAAACCUUACCAGAUAACUCUUAAGAUUUGUUACAGAAAGUAUAACUUUUCACCCUACAAUUAAUAUAUAAUUAGUCAAUAUCGUAAUAGCCCUUUAGUAAUAGGAUUUGCAUUGAAAGCAUCACUUAUGAAGAGAAUAUUUCAUUAGCAGUAGUUACAUAUACUGCAUUACCGAUGAUCCCAUCAAAAAGUUGAUCUCACCAAAAGUAGUAAUUUUAUUGAAAAAGUAUGCGUGGUUUCAUACAGACAUUUGACAUUCUUUUUUUUUUUUUUUUUUUUUUUUUUUUAGUCUAUGUUAUUAAAGCAAAUCUCGGCCUGACUUUGGUCUGAUGACCCAAAAAGACAGUUGUCAGUUCAGGUCAUCAGAAAUGCAGUCAGCCAGGGCCGGCCUGUAAUACAAACAUAUGUAACAUGCUUGUGUGAAACCAGCCUAAAAUUACCCAGACAUAUAGGAUAUCUGUUGGCCGAACAUUCAUUUGGCCUACAGCUAUCUCUCCCAAUCCCCCCCAUACUCAUAAGGUUCGAUUUGGCUGAAUGUUCAUGUUUGCCAAAUGGAGAGAGGGGGAUAAGCUGCUGCAGGACAGCUCUGACAGCAGCCAAUCCAACCCUUCUCUCAACUAACAUCAUCUGUUGGGGGAGAGUCGGGAGCCUUCUAUACACAUUAGACAAUUGACUGGUUCUCAUGAAAUCGGUUGGCUCAGAUGACUUUUUCUAAUAGGUGUGAGGGCCUUAACUCUUACCAGUACCUAGAUGUUUGUCAAAGGGACUUUUACACUUAUGUUGACCAGACAGAAGACUUUAGAAUCAUUAACAUACUUUUCACAUCAAAUUCUGGAAGUACUCUGAUAUUUGUUGUCCGUAAUGGAGCAAACAUAACCAUUCCUUCUAGUGGACAUUUUCUUUCAAAGAUUUAUAUUAAAGGGAAUGCAGCCCUUUCUCCAGUGGCUUUGUAUACAAUGUACUGUAUACUGUCAUCAGCAAGGCUACACAUGAUUUGUAUAACAGUGUUGACUACGCGUAUAACCUAUUGAAGAUUAAAGAACUUUAACAACUCAUUAUGUUGCACUUUCUGUAUAUGAAAACCCAUAUUUAAAUAACUUAUUUUUCUCCAUUCGCUAUUCUGAAAUUGUAAGUAGCUGUAAUAUACAUGAUAUCAACAUGUCAUUUGCAGUUUGCUUAGGCCCAAGAACGCUGUGUAUUGUAAAAAUAUGAAUGUGUAAAGACUAUUGUACUUGUCCAACAAAACUAUGGUUGAAAAUGAUUUUUUUUCUUUCCUGUGAAUCAAAUUAUGUCUAAAAUAGUGUCAUUCUGUUCAUAUGGAAAAUAAUAAAUAAAUUGACUUCAUGUUUUCUCUGUA
This is a messenger RNA of Hyla sarda, 10540 nucleotides long. RefSeq names its product SAM and SH3 domain containing 1 (gene SASH1). Gene Ontology annotation, molecular function: protein binding. The record is from RefSeq and is a predicted model, not a curated record. Lineage: Eukaryota; Metazoa; Chordata; Amphibia; Anura; Hylidae. Bases 151 to 4083 code for a protein of 1310 amino acids. The transcript is spliced from 20 exons.